AUGUCAAGCUUAUCCAAAUCAGUGUCAACAUUGCCAUCAAGAACCAAGGUUCUUGGAUUGUAUCACAACAUGUUGAGAAGCUCGUUGAAGUUCGAUAACUACAAUUUUCGUGAAUACUUUUUGAGAAAGACCAGGUAUGAAUUCCGCAAGAACAUGGAAUUGACCGAGGAAGACAAAAUCAUUGCUGCAUAUAACGAUGCUGUGAAACAAUUUACUGUGUUGAAGAGACAAGCCACGAUAUCAGAAAUGUACCAUUUCGAUAAAACCGUGGUAGAACCUCAAGGCAAAGUUAGUGGCGCCGAAAAAAACUAG
Saccharomycopsis crataegensis is the source of this 312-nucleotide messenger RNA. RefSeq names its product Isd11p (gene ISD11). The record is from RefSeq and is a predicted model, not a curated record. NCBI's taxonomy places the organism in Eukaryota, Fungi, Ascomycota, Saccharomycetes, Ascoideales, Saccharomycopsidaceae. The transcript has a single exon. Gene Ontology annotation, biological process: iron-sulfur cluster assembly. Gene Ontology annotation, cellular component: mitochondrion; L-cysteine desulfurase complex. The coding region runs from base 1 to 312 and encodes 103 amino acids.